Molecule: messenger RNA, 1525 nt
Organism: Asterias rubens (European starfish)
Lineage: Eukaryota; Metazoa; Echinodermata; Asteroidea; Forcipulatida; Asteriidae
Exons: 11
Coding region: 122-1351 (409 amino acids)
Cellular component (GO): membrane
Source: RefSeq, a predicted model, not a curated record
GUUUUUGUGUGGCCAUAAAAUUGAUACAGUUAUUUCAAAAGAGCUGAAGGUCGGAGAUGUUAGAGUUCUAUGCCAAAAUAAAUGAGAUGUAAACAGCAAUGUUGACGUUAAAGAUCAGUUGAUGUCAUAUCACCAUAGUUAUCCCAAGAGGCUGAAUAUUAUGGGUUGUUCAAUUGAACUUGCCGUGUUCUUUCCACUAUUGCUAGCUGUAGUAGCAGCUACAUCAAGUCGACAGUCGGUUCGUCUUGCCGGCAGUCCCCCCAACACCACAGGUAUUAAUGAAGGACGUAUUGAAGUAUUAGAUAAUGGAGAAUGGAAAGAUGUAUGCCACAGGAACUGGGAUCAGAGGGAUACAGGAGUGGUCUGUAGACAACUAGGACUCCCUGGUGCUGCAUUUGCGAUGGUAGAAGCUUACUACGGUAGCGGAACUAACAACAGAUCAAUACAGAAAUUUGACUGUAAUGGAGAUGAAGCCACUCUACAAGAAUGCAAGUUUAAGGUAGCUGAUAAAACUUGUAGAGACGGAGAAACGGCUGGAGCAAGCUGCUUCCUGCCAGGUUAUCUAGGAUGUUACCUGGAUAGGACAGUAGGGAGUGUCCUCAGUGAUGCAUCAUUGACUAGCGAUGACAUGACCAUUCGCAAGUGUCUUCAAUUCUGCUAUGAUAAAGGCAUGAGAUACGCCGGGUUAAGGGAAAACACCGGCUGCUACUGCGGGAGAAAUGGAACGGAUUACUCUUCCUGGGGUAAAGUAAGCGACACCAACUGUAUGUUGCACUGCGGUGGCAACCAGGCUGAAGUUUGUGGUGGCAAGACAACAUGGUUCUGGACAUCCUCUAUUUACGACAUUGAUCUUGCCCGCUGUGCCAAACCUAAAGAUCCGUCUUAUGGGUUUGUGAAGGAUCGAGGAGCUCUGUGGUACGGUAUCGAGACGACGUUUGGAUGCUUAGAUGGUUACAGGCUGGACAGGGAAGAAACGCUGACGUGUGUCUUGGGAAAGGAAAACAGCGAGUUGCUUCUGGAGGGUGAUUACCCAACAUGCUUGGAAAUUCCUGAUCCAUCGAGUCGGAAUAAGUUGGAUGAAUCCAACCGAAUCGAAGCUCAUGCUGUUUUCCUUAAAGGUGCUACAGGGACAUCAACAGCUGAAGAAGCCUCCUUUAUGAGAAUAAUCAUGGGGAUUGUGGUCGGAUUAUGCGUCUGCCUUGUGAUUUUUGUUUCCAUUGUCGUCAUCUAUAAAAAAGAAAGGAAAAUAAAGGGCUCUCCAAAGAUCAAGCAGCAAGAGGAAGGAAACGACAAUGCGACUGGGUACCACUUAGCCAAUGGUACAUCGUCAGCAGCUGAUACUAAGCUUUAAGGGUUGUGGGGUGUAAAGGAUUUGGUGAGAAAUAAACAGAGGCUUUCACCUCACUGAGGUAUUUUUAAAACCCCUCUAAUGUCCAUAUUACAUGAAAGCUACAUUAAAGGCACUGGACACUAUUGGUAAUUACUCAGAAUAAUUAUUAGCGUAAAACCAUACUUGGUAACGAGU